This is a messenger RNA of Ilex paraguariensis (yerba mate), 1711 nucleotides long. Lineage: Eukaryota; Viridiplantae; Streptophyta; Magnoliopsida; Aquifoliales; Aquifoliaceae. The record is from the annotation of a GenBank genome assembly.
GAGUUUUCCCUCAUCGUGCCUCUACUUCUCUGCGUUAUUCUCUUCGUCUAUCUUUCUUUUCGCUAUCUUAUUAAGCAAAACACGCACCAACCAUCCUCGGAGAGCUUGAGAAAUGAAGAAAAUUUUCCACUCCCACCAGGCAGGACAGGUUUGCCUCUAAUUGGUGAAACCAUGGAGUACUCCUCCAUGGUUCGAAAUGGAACUCCUGAAAAAUUCGUGGCAGAUAGGAUAAAACAGUUUUCCCCCUCAGUUUUUCGAACCUCGUUGAUUGGACAACCCAUGGCGAUGUUAUGUGGCCCCGAGGGAAACAAGUUCUUGUUCUCGAAUGAGAACACCCUAGUUGAGAUGUGGUGGCCGAGCUCUAUUGACAAAAUUUUUCCCAAGUCCUCACACAAAAAUUCUGCCAAGAACGACUCUGCUAAAGCUCGCAAAAUAUUCCAAACCUGUCUUAAGGGUGAAGCUCUUCAAAAAAACGUGUGCAUAAUAGAUGCAGUAGUGAAAGAUCAUUUAAACACGAAUUGGAAUCAUUCAGAACUCAAAGUUUGUCCUGUGGUAAGUAAGCUUACGUUUACUCUAGCCUGCCGAUUACUUUUAAGCAUUGAAGAUCCUGAAAAAAUUGAGAAGCUUCUGAAGCCAAUACAAGACAUAGCUUCUGGAACAAUCUCAAUGGCGAUUAAUUUACCAGGGACAGCUUUCAACCGUGCCAUAAAAGCAUCAAGGGCAAUCCGUGAAGAGCUUCAGGGAAUGAUGAAACAAAGGAAGAUCGAUCUUUUGGAGAAGAGGGCAUCCCCAACACAAGACCUACUGUCCCUCAUGCUUCUAGCAACCGACGAGAAUGACCAAUUUAUGAGUGAAUUGGACAUUUCCAGCCAUAUAUUAGGAUUCCUACAUGCUGGCUAUGACACUGUUAACGUUGCACUAAUAUUCAUCGUCAAGUACCUGGCCGAGCUUCCUGAGGUGUACCAAGAGGUCCUAAGAGAGCAAAUGGAGAUUGCAAGGUCAAAAGAACCAGGAGAGUUGCUUAAUUGGGAGGACACAAGAAAGAUGCGAUACUCAUGGAAUGUUGCCAGUGAAGUAUUGAGAAUGACACCCCCGGUUCUUGGAACAUUCAGACAGGCUAUCACUGACUUCACUUAUGCUGGAUAUAAGAUUCCGAAGGGAUGGAAGUUCCACUGGAUGGUCCAAGCCACCCACAGAAACCCAGAGUACUUUCCAAAUCCAGAGAAAUUUGAUCCGUCGAGGUUUGAAGGAAGUGGACCAGCUCGUUAUGCAUAUGUUCCUUUUGGAGGGGGAACUCAUAUGUGUCCUGGAAAUGAGUAUGCACGAAUGGCUAUACUUGUUUUCAUGCACAACCUGGUGACGAAAUUCAGAUGGGAGAAGCUGAUUCCUAAUGAGAAAGUUUUGUGUCAUCCAUAUCCAAGGCCUGAUCAAGGACUUCCGAUUCGCCUCCAUCCUCACAAGUCCUGAAUUGGCGUGCAGCCUUCUUUUUUUCGCAGCCGGUGUUUGUGUUUUCUCUCCGCGUUGUAUGCAUAACCAGUCACUUGUCUUUGAUGCUGUGUGUGUAUUAAUUUCCUUCUUCUUGUAAGCCAUAACUGGUGUUGGUGAGUAAAAUGUGUCAUCUGUUGUAGGGGGGUUCGAACAAAUCAAUAUGAAUUUGCUGUUAUUGUUCAUUAUAUACAUUCCACUCCUACUCAUUUGGGGUUGGGACAGC